Messenger RNA from Labrus mixtus (cuckoo wrasse), 2872 nucleotides. RefSeq names its product TRAF-type zinc finger domain containing 1 (gene trafd1). The record is from RefSeq and is a predicted model, not a curated record. The transcript is spliced from 12 exons. NCBI's taxonomy places the organism in Eukaryota, Metazoa, Chordata, Actinopteri, Labriformes, Labridae. Gene Ontology annotation, molecular function: zinc ion binding. The coding region runs from base 225 to 1952 and encodes 575 amino acids.
AGGAAAUGUUUUUUUUUUUUAACAUACCUUCAUCAAGUUGUUAGCUGACUGUCGCGUCUUCUGCUUUCUUUUUGAUUACCUUUAUUUCUGCCUGGAACAUAAUUAACCAACUAAGAGCAAAACGGCUGUCCGUGUUGUGCUCCGUCCGGGCGGCUGGAGCCCAAACCCGACGAUACGUUAGCUCCCCGGUUCCUGCGGACAACCAUUUAAAGCCUUGGUGAAUCAUGGCGGAUGAAAAUACACAGUUCUGUGGAAACUGCAAACAUGACAUUCCAGAGGCUAAUUUCACGACCCAUGAGAUCCACUGUCGGAGAAACAUCGCACUUUGUGACGUUUGCCAGGAGCCGGUGCCCCGCUCUGAUCUGCAGGAGCACAAACAACAGGAACAUACAAAGAUUACAUGCAAGUGUGGUUUGAAGAUUGAGAAGAAUCAUUUCGAUGUUCAUCAGAGCUCUGAAUGUUCCCAGCGGUUGGUCCCGUGCCAAUACUGUGAGCUGGAGAUCGUUUUCAGUCAAUCCAAAGAACAUGAAGAUUACUGCGGCACUCGCACCGAGCUCUGUUCAAACUGCAAGUGCAACAUUAUGUUAAGGGAACAAGCUGUGCACCCGGUCCUGUGCGGGAGCCUUACACCGCCCCAAGAGAGGAACAACAGCCGGACUAGUCGCAGUCCUGGAGAGCCGCAGUCUCCUGGGCCGUGGUUUGAAGCCCACUCCAUCCGAAACCUCCUGAGAGACCAAGAGAGAGGCCCAAAGAAUAACAACAUCAGUGCCGCGGAACAACAGGCCUUUUCACGGCCAUUCGAACCCCGAGUUUAUAACGCUGCAAGGGGACCUCAGAGCUCAGGGGACUGGAAGAAUACCGCCCCGAGAAACACAUUCAGCCACUUGCUGGGGCAGAGUGACUUUCUGAGCAGCAGCAGCGGCAGCAGUGCGUGGCCUCACAGUGAGCUCACAGAGGAUCAGGAUUCCUCAGGCCUGGACUACAUGUUGGCUCUCAGCCUGCAGAGUGAUGGAGAGUCCGUGGCCGGAGGUGUAGAAGGCAAUCUGUGGAGCGGCAUCUGGGAGAACAAGAUCGGGAAGACGUCCAACACCUCCAUAAACUCUCCCCUCACAACGCCCAACAACAACUAUCCCAACUUCUCUACAGGCACGAGUACGAGUUUACUCCAAGACCACGAUCAGACGGAUACCAUGCUACCCUGUGAGUUUUGUGAAGAGCUGUUUCCUGAAGAGGAUCUCAUUUUGCAUCAGACCGGGUGCAGCCCCGCCUCCGCCUUUGCCUCCUAUAGCAAGCACCCCGUGUCUCCGUCUAAAGACGACAGGACGGGCAGAAAUGCUGGAGGCCUGAUGCACAACAUCCCCGACACACUCGCCUCCAACAUCCCCACUUUCCCUCGCUCCGUCUCCCCGGCCUCCUACAGUCCUCCUGCCAGUCCUCUAGAGGGCGACGUGGUCAUUCCAUGUGAGUUCUGUGGGGUUGCUCUGGAGGAGGCUGUCGUCUUUCACCAUCAGGACAAAUGUGACAUGCGUCCUCAAGGCGCUCAUCCACUGAACAACGUAACGAAAGAAUCUCUGAAGAAACCACCGAGUCCCAAAGACACCUUCGGCCAAACGUGUCCAGAUUUUCAAAGUAGAAUAAAUCACCAAGAGGAGAACUUUGGAUUCGACGCUCCACCAGCUCAGAGGGAAUGGCCGAGAGGUUACAUCGGACUGCCGAGUCAGAGAAACGCGUCCAGCUGUGACGUCUCUGUGAGGGACCGACCUCAGCAUGGCAGGGGAGCAGAGGGGGCUCAGUCCUCUUUCUGUGACACAGAGAGGUCCGGAUCUUCAUCUCUAAAGGGUUGUUUAUUUCCCAGAGUACAUCAACCAGAAAAUAAAGAAGGGAGAGGGAACAUAAGGAAUCCUAUGUCAAAGUUGCCCAAGAAGCAAAAUGAAGAGCAGCAGGAAGAGUGAGAGCAGCGACAUCAGGAGACACGGAAACCAAAACCUGCGACUCUGCUUUGUCAUUUUGUCUCUUUGCACACGUCUGAGAAUCAAACAUAUACCUAUCUUAUAAGUGCCUGUGUGAGUAUAAGUAUCCUGCAGUUUAUAUUGGGAUGAAUUUUACUAUCAAAUUCUACAUUAAGCAAGACAUUUUGAUUCACUCAUGCAUAGUCGGCUCUAAUCGAAAAAGACCUGUUUCAAACGAUUGUACACGUCUAACAUAUUAGCCUUAACAUAUAAAUUAUACAUUUACGCUGAAUUUGAUUUUGUUUUGUCGUCUUACCUUCAAGUCUUUCCCCGGCUCGUCUUCAAACGCAGACACGAGAACAUGUGGCCGAGCAUUUGUUUAUAUUCAUCUUCACCUCGUUAUUCCAGCUAAGGACGUUUUUUUGUUUUCACCCGUUUUGAGUCGUCUUCAGUGUUCCUGUUCUCGAUCUUCAUGUAACCUAAAGCACUUUGAUACGAUUAUUUUGAUAAAAAAGGGCUUGAGGAACAGGUUUGAUAAACGUAUGCAUCUUUGAAAAGAAGAAAAAAAAACAGAUCAGUUUUAUGGGACAUUAGUCUUUUUAUACUGUUAAACGUUCGUCUUUAAUACUCUUUAAUGAUAUUUUGUUUUUUAAAUCCUAACCAUAGAAGUAUAUUUUGUGUUGUGAUUGCUUUUCUCACAGUGUCUCCUGUCCGAUCUUUUUACGUAGUGUGAAAAAUGUUGUAAGCUGCUCCUCCCGAUAUGAUUUAAGAGUGAUAAGAUGUCUUUUGUGUGUAACAUUGGGUCCAUUAUAGAAAGACGGCAGCAGAGCAUUUAGCUGGUUCAACUCUGAAUAUUCCUGUAUGAGAACAACGCUCUUUCUGCCCUUUGUUUUGUUGUGUUGCUAAUAAAUGUCUAAUGAGGA